Molecule: messenger RNA, 1343 nt
Organism: Synchiropus splendidus (mandarinfish)
Lineage: Eukaryota; Metazoa; Chordata; Actinopteri; Syngnathiformes; Callionymidae
Gene: mthfs
Product: 5,10-methenyltetrahydrofolate synthetase (5-formyltetrahydrofolate cyclo-ligase)
Exons: 3
Coding region: 181-783 (200 amino acids)
Biological process (GO): tetrahydrofolate interconversion; folic acid-containing compound biosynthetic process
Cellular component (GO): mitochondrion
Molecular function (GO): 5-formyltetrahydrofolate cyclo-ligase activity
Source: RefSeq, a predicted model, not a curated record
UGGUGCGCGUGUGAACUGUCAUCUCAAACACAUGUUUCUGUUUAAUCUGUGUUCGAUCCACCGCAGCUUGGACGUUUCGACACACCAGUUACUGUUUAACCAGUGUCGUGCACUGGAUGUCGAACUUGCUCCCAGGCAGUAAAACACUGCAGCGUCCGAUGUGGAAGUAAAGCGUUUGGAAUGGCGUCGCUACGCGCUGCUAAACAGGCGCUGAGGAGGGAAAUCAAGCGGCGUGUCGCCUUGUUGAGUGACGAGGAGAAGCAGCGUCAGUCCCUGGUGGUGUCGCAGAAGCUCUUCCAACACCCCAGGUAUCAGUCGUGCGAGCGGAUCGCCGUGUUCCUCAGCAUGGAGGAUGAGGUUCGCACCGAGGAGAUCAUCAAGGACGUGUUCAAGCUGGGCAAGAGCUGCUUCAUCCCCCGCUACGAGCGAGGCAGCAACCACAUGGACAUGCUGAAGCUGCACAGUCUGGAGGACAUGAGGUCCCUCCCCGUCACCUCCUGGAACAUCCAGCAACCUGCCGAGGACGACAGCAGCAGGGAGGAGGCGCUGGCUGCAGGAGGCCUGGACGUCAUCCUGAUGCCCGGCCUGGGCUUCGACCGCUCCGGGAAGCGGCUGGGCCGAGGGAAGGGCUUCUACGACACCUACCUGGAGCGCUGCAUGAGGCACCCCAGGGGGAAACCCUACACCAUCGCGCUGGCCUUUAAGGAGCAGCUCUGCCAGGACGUCCCAGUGGACGACAACGACGUCCUGAUCGAUGAAAUUCUCUACGAGGACCUUCAGUAGCCGCUGGGCAGCAUCAGCGGUUACCGAUUAUUACAGCCGAUAUGUUGGAUCACUGGUGCAACAUGAUGGUAUUUUGUUAAGAAAAAUAGUUCGGUUUGUAAGUGAAUUCUGCUGUGAAUCUCUUCUAUGUGAAGAAACAUUGUGUUUUCUUCCUUCUCAGUCUUUGGAAUUUUCUACUAUUUAAUUCUAGAAAAGUAUUUACUUUUUUUUAAUCAACCUCUGGUCAAUCGGUUCAAGAAUUCAUGCGCUUUUCUGUACUUGCACAGCUUUAGCUUCUUGAGCUUAGCUUUUAACUUCAUACCAUCUGUUUUAUUGAUGAAGCACAGGUCACACAACAUUUCAGAGUGAAACAGUUUACACCCACAGAACACAGUGAAGCAGAGAAACACUGGCAGAGAAACAGGAGCUACUCACAUGGUCAAAACAACCUUACCGUGUUCAGCGGUGGCUGGGUCCACAGGAAAGGGCCUCCUGAGCUUCUGUUUUUGGGGUCCCAUCAUGAAGUCUGUUGCAAUGGUCCAAGCCUGAUGUUGUAAAAUCACAACUCACCCGUGAAAUAA